Messenger RNA from Trypanosoma rangeli, 1154 nucleotides. RefSeq lists its product as uncharacterized. The transcript has a single exon. Lineage: Eukaryota; Euglenozoa; Kinetoplastea; Trypanosomatida; Trypanosomatidae. The record is from RefSeq and is a predicted model, not a curated record. The annotation marks the transcript as partial.
GGCAGGGGUCCCUGCCGCCACCGCCAUCGCCAUCGCCAUCGCAGAAACAACAACCGCUGCCAUGGCCGUCAUCAUCGUCGUCGUACACUCCGUCAUGGCUCUCCGCGACGGGGCAGCCGCAGACUGCACACCGCGAGGAGAGGAAACCCACAGCUGAGAUGGUGGCAGCCCCGCAUGUGACGCCAACUAGAGCGCCACCGCCUUCAGCCCUCACGUCGGUCGUCAGCGCUCCAGUGGCCGCGCCGCCACCAUCCCAGCAACUGCCACCACCGCCACCACCACCACCACCACCACCACCAUUGCCGCCAACGCCGCCACCGCAGGCGCAUCUGCCUCCGCAACAGCCGCAAGCACCGAAACAAGACACACAACCGGCGCCGUUAGCCUCCCAGUCUCCUCCGGUUCUGGUUCCUGCCUCUGCAACCGUGCCAACGUCUCCGGGAGCUGCGCAGGCAAACCCCCCUGACGUUAGUAAGCCUUACGCCAUGGUUGCGCCGUUGGGCGCAACUGCGGCUUCCCCACCCUUGCUGAAUGUGGUUCCUGUGGCCGUAGAUAACGCAUCUUCACUAAAGAGCGAAGUGUUGCUGGCGAAGUACGGGCCCCCGGGUCCGGCGAUUGUGCCGCGAGCUCUCGCCGAGCCAUCGCAGCUUCCGCCCACAACUCCUGCGGCAGGCGUCGCAGCACCGUCUCUGCCGGUGUGGCUUCGUCCAAGCCCUCGGGUGGAUGAGAGCAGAAUAGAAGUGCCGGGGAAAGUUGCAAGUGCGCCGCCCACAAGCAACAACGUACCGGCGAGCGUAGCGGGAACGUCCGUCUCUGUUCCCUCUAUUAUGCCACAGCUGCAGUCCGGUCAUCCGCCCCCGCUGCCGUCAUAUCCGAGUGUUCCAGUGGCCGUUCCAGUGGAUGCCCAGCGCGUGGCACAGCAGCAACAAGCGGCGCCUCCCACGACGGCAGGAUUGGAACCUGGUCUUAGCGGGCCUCCAUAUGCGCAGCCCCCGCCGGCCAUCCCUUUGGCCAUCUCGUACAGCAGUGAGGUGGUGACGCCGGCGACGGGGGUCCCACACGCGGCGGCGCCUGUUAUUCGGCGGGUGAAAGUCAGCAGCAGUAGCAGCAGGAGUUCCUCCUUUGAGAGCAGUACCUCUUCAGACACGUCGUGA